AUGCAGUCACCUACGGGCCCCUCUGCGGCCGCCGCCGCCGCUGCGUCGUCCUCGUCGUCCUCGUCGCCGCCCACGGUCUCUGCCCUCCACCUCGCACACGUCCCCGACGGAACCCCCGUUUUCUCCUGUGUCAAGUGCUCUGAAGUGCUCGCAUUGCAGGACGAACUUGUGUCCAAGGCGUUCAUGGGCCGUUCUGGGCGCGCAUAUCUAAUGAACUCGACGAUCAACACCAAUCUGGGCAAGAGGGAGGACAGAAAGCUCAUGACAGGCAAGCAUACUGUCGCUGACCUCCACUGCGCGGCAUGCAAUGCCGAGCUGGGUUGGAUGUAUAUCAAGGCCCCUAACGGUGAACAACGCUAUAAGGAAGGGCGAUACAUUCUCGAGGAAGCCCAAAUCGUCAAAGAGAACGGUUGGUAG
Molecule: messenger RNA, 417 nt
Organism: Apiotrichum porosum
Lineage: Eukaryota; Fungi; Basidiomycota; Tremellomycetes; Trichosporonales; Trichosporonaceae
Exons: 5
Coding region: 1-417 (138 amino acids)
Source: RefSeq, a predicted model, not a curated record